Molecule: messenger RNA, 2208 nt
Organism: Kwoniella botswanensis
Lineage: Eukaryota; Fungi; Basidiomycota; Tremellomycetes; Tremellales; Cryptococcaceae
Exons: 3
Coding region: 1-2208 (735 amino acids)
Cellular component (GO): TRAPPIII protein complex
Source: RefSeq, a predicted model, not a curated record
AUGGAACCACCCCUCACCCUCAGCAUAAAUCGAAUAUCACCACCAUCCUUGAUCCCAAGCUACCUUCCAUCCGCCACCUCCAUCUCCCCCACUUCGCCUGUACCCCUCCCACACCCACCUAGGGAAUUUCAUUUCUCCCCUACGCCGAAUUAUCCUACACCGUACGGCAAUGUCUCCCUAGGAUCGACGUUGGACCUAAACGUAUCGUUGGAAAAUACCAUUGCGGGCAAAGCGGAUGUGCUGGGGGUGAGAAUGAUGUUGGAAUGUCAAGGUCCAGGAGGGAGGUUUAGGCUCGGUGAGGUGAUUCAUUCAAACGAUAACGAUAAAUCCAAGGAUGGGGAACAACCUUCCUCAGCUACUUCUGAAAAUAAUCCAAGUGCUCAAGAAGGACAAGAACACGAGGAAUUGUCGAUACUUCGUUAUGGGGAAAAAGUCAAUCUCAAGAUCGAUAAUGAAAUUAAAGACUUGGGGGUGAACGUCCUGAUAGUUAGUGUUGCCUGGGAAACGCUGGAGGGGAGGAAGACGUUUCAGCGGUUUCUGAAGUUCAAUGUCAUCCCGCCAUUAUCGAUCAAAACCCGAAUCCAGACACCUUCCAACCCCAAUACCCUGCUCUCCCCCACAAAGAGAGAACAAGUCUACUUGGAAAUACUUAUUCAGAACGUAUCUGGUGAAUCGAUGAUAUUGUCCAAUGUUUUCUUGGAACCCGUUAAAGGGUUGAUAUCCGAAUUGACCCCAAAAGAAGAGGAGGAAAAAGAAAAGAUCAUUCUUCUACCUGAAGAUAUACGUCAAUUCUUAUUUAUCCUUUCGCCAUCCAACGCUGAAGAUGCAAAUACCAAUGCCGAUACGGUGUCCAAAUCAUCUUUCCCACCUGUAUAUCAACCCGGUACGAUCCUACCUCUAGGAAGAUUAGAUGUCACUUGGUUAUCUGGGAUAUACCAUCUGAAAGGGAGAUUACAAACUUCAACUCUGAAUCGACGAGUCCCCGUCCCUCCAACACCUGCCCAACAGCAACAACAACAAAGAGGGGUCUUACCUGCACGUACGCUGAGCUCACAAUCCGCUAUAUCCACACAUGGAAGUCCGUUAUCCACUCCGCAAAAAGAUAGACUGGGUGCCAACAGCACAAAUGCAAAUGCAAAUACGCUUCUGGCUCCUAGCCCGAUCAAAGGGACUUUGAACCCCCGAGAUGUAGGAGAAGAGGAUCAAUGGGAAUUCGAUCUGACGUUGAUAGACGAUCAGAGGGAAUUCGAGGUGGAAAAGAAAUUCUCUAUGGGAUGUAGGUUGGGUGUGAGGUCGACAAAGUAUAUUCAUGAGAGUGCUUCUAGAAAACCAUCAAGUAUAUCUGUACCCGGUCCCAAGGAGAAGAAGGAAGAAGAGAAUGAUAAUGAUGAUGAUGUACCCUUAAGUCGAAUUUCUUCAAGGGUUGAUCAAGAAUUACCACCACCUCCCGCACCUAGAAUAGCAAUUCAAUAUCUCACUCCCAUUCCAUCAGCUCCUAUUACUCAACCGAGUGUUGGUGGACCUUACAUAUCAGUGUUAUCACCUUCGAGAACCAGUAACCCUCUUUCCCCUGCUCCCUCGUCAAAUGCGACUUUGGUUGAUAGACGACCAUUCACACCUCUGUCCAACACUGGUGCUGGUGCUGGACCUAGUAGACCUAUGACACCUAGUUCGAUAAGUAGUCAAUUACGACAGGCUCAAUCUCAGGGAUUGGGUUUAGCAAGUAAUCAGAAUUCACCAAGGGUUGGAAAUAGGUUUGGGGACGGUACUCCUCUUUCAUCCAAUACGAAUACUGCUGCAAACACCGAUCAGAUUGUGUUAGAUGAUGAACGAGUGGAUGGACAAGAUGUGUUUCCACCUCCACCUUACAUUACCAACGGUACUGGCACACAGAAGACGAAAGGAAUCAUCAAUUUGGGUAAUUCAUUGAAGUUAGUAGAGGUCAAACCACUUGGAAAGGUGAUUCAGAAUAUUGGUCAGCUUGCCUAUAUAGUAGAUAACGAUCAAGAUCAACAUGAAAUCAAAGGUAAACAUAAUUGGGAGGUAGAGUACAAAUUCGAUUUGGAGUUUAUGGCAUUCGAUCAAGGAUUAGUUGAUCUGGGUGGAUUGAGAAUCAUGAUUUUGGAUGAUAGCGGUGAAGGAGAGAAGAUUGAUGGGAAGGUCGUAAAGGAGUAUAAUAGUUUAGGUGAUAUUUAUAUUGUAGGAUAA